This is a messenger RNA of Paecilomyces variotii, 609 nucleotides long. RefSeq lists its product as hypothetical. The transcript is spliced from 2 exons. NCBI's taxonomy places the organism in Eukaryota, Fungi, Ascomycota, Eurotiomycetes, Eurotiales, Thermoascaceae. The record is from RefSeq and is a predicted model, not a curated record. The coding region runs from base 96 to 476 and encodes 126 amino acids.
CUUUGAUAGUGGGUGAUAAAGAACACAAAGUUGAAAUCCUCCAUAUACGAACGAACGACUUUUCCUUAACUCCUUAAACCUGGGCCUUCGCUGAGAUGGCCCCCAAACCUACCAAUGAUGGCUCUCUGCCAAAAGCCCAUGGCAUCACGUACGAUGAGUCCGAGAUGGCACUUUUCCACGCUAAGCUUUCUUAUCAUUCCACCAUCGAUGAACGUAUGGCCACCAAAGACUCCAAUCUAGCAUCGAUAUCUGAACAUCAAGCUCGAAUCCUGAAACGCUGGGAAACGCUCAAGCAAGCCGAAAAAGAGCUCGCAGAAAAUGGAAAGAGCAUGUCAGCGGCUGAGAAGAAGCAACUUGCGCAAUAUGAAUGGAGGUAUAAGAGACUGGAACAGCUGGCAACAAAAAAGAGCGGAGAAGAGUUGAUGGAGGAUACGGUAUGCACAAAGAUCGUCAAAUCAAGGUGCGUAAACCCGUAAUAGAUCAGUUCAUACGUUUCAAGAUUCCUAAUAACCGUGACACAGACCUUGAUAUUUCGUGUAAAGGUGGUUUAAAACAUAUAUCCGAUGUUGCUACUCGGGAGGGUCGAAUGUCCAGGGAGGCGCAUGUACG